UUCAAAUUUGUUUUGAGGAGUGAGGAGUUGUCUGUUGAUAGCUUUUUUAUGAUAUACAGCUACAUUUUUAUUAAAUAAAAAGCGAUUUCUUUUUAUCGUUGAAUUAUUCAUUGAUAUUUAUCGAAUUAACAGUCAAUAUGGGUUUUAUCUUAUACUUAGCAAUGAGUAUAAUUGCGGCGUUCAUUACGAGAGUGUUCUUUCUAUUUCAUAAAAUAUUAAAAAGUGAUUGCCAAUUAAUUAGCCCAAAUAGUUAUUUAAGAACAAUUUAUUGUAUCGGGUCUGGUGGGCAUACGACAGAAUUGUUGAGACUCAUGUCUCAUUUAGACUCGAAGAAGUUUCAGCCACGACUAUUCAUUCUGGCAAAAAAUGAUAUCAGUAGUGAAGUAAAAAUACAAGAAGCGGUGGAUGGAUCUGAUGAUUAUACCUUAUACAGAAUACCCAGAAGUAGAAAUGUUAAGCAAUCAUAUAUAUCAUCUGUAUUCACAACUAUUUAUGCAACUCUUUCUACAAUUCCUAUUUUAUUUAAGUUUAAGCCUGAUGUUAUAUUUUGUAAUGGUCCUGGAACAUGUGUACCUGUUUGUUUGGUUUCUUUUUUAAUGAGAUGUUUGUUUAUUUUAGACUGUAGAAUAGUAUUUAUUGAAAGUCUCUGUCGAGUUCAAACACUGUCUCUAUCUGGCAUAAUAUUACAAUAUUUUGCCGAUAUAUUUAUAAUACAAUGGCCACAGUUAAGGCAUGUAUGCUUCAGAGCUAAAUACUUUGGUAGAUUAACAUAGAUUAUAUUAGUAUUAUAAACUUAAUUUAAUUAAAUACAAAAUCAAUUAACUAUUUCAAAACAAUUCCUAUU
Molecule: messenger RNA, 844 nt
Organism: Vanessa atalanta (red admiral)
Lineage: Eukaryota; Metazoa; Arthropoda; Insecta; Lepidoptera; Nymphalidae
Gene: Alg14
Product: UDP-N-acetylglucosamine transferase subunit ALG14 homolog
Exons: 1
Coding region: 138-773 (211 amino acids)
Biological process (GO): dolichol-linked oligosaccharide biosynthetic process
Cellular component (GO): UDP-N-acetylglucosamine transferase complex
Source: RefSeq, a predicted model, not a curated record